CAGGAGGAAAGAUGGCAGUUCACAGGUGUAGUCACUCCGUCUGGCUGCUUCUUCUUAGUUUGUCAACGUUUCUCGUUGCAGGGAGUAAAGAAACGUCUUUAAAUGACGACCACCAAGCCGGCGGGGUCCAUAAUCCGCAGACGGCCGAGCAGCCUGCGGUGGGAGAAGCAGCCGGAGUUCCAGGCGAUGCUGCAGCCCCUUCAACAGCCUCCCAUGACUCCCACACCAAAACACAACCUGAAGACGACUUUCAGGAGGAGCUGGUGAUCAGGCCGCUUCACUCUGGAGAUAUUUAUGCCAGCUUCCAGUUCCGCACCGUGUGGGAAACAGAUUUCAUGGGAGGAAACAAAGUGUCCCAUUACAGGCUGUUCCCUAAGUCUCUGGGUCAGGUCCUCUCCAAGUUCUCAGUGCAAGAGCUGCACAUUUCCUUUACACAAGGCUACUGGAGGACCAUGCAGUGGGGGCAGCCGUUUAUGCCUUCGCCUCCGGGAGCCGAGCUCUGGGUUUGGUUCCAGAACUCUGUGACAGAUGUGGACGCAACCUGGAAGGAGCUGACCAACGUUUUGUCAGGGAUCUUCUGCGCUUCGCUGAACUUCAUUGACUCCACCAACACUGUUCAGCCCAGCGCCUCCUUCAAGCCCCUGGGAAUAAGCAACGAAACUGACCACCGCUUCCUUCGCUAUGCGACCCUUCCAAGAGAAAUUGUCUGCACUGAGAAUUUGACACCCUGGAAGAAACUCUUGCCAUGUGGAUCCAAGGCUGGUCUUGCUGUGCUGUUGAAGUCAGAAAAACUCUUCCACAGCAGUUUUCAUUCCCAGGCGGUACACAUACGACCCGUGUGUCAGGACUGGCAGUGCAAAACCACAUCCUGGGAGCUGAGACAGACGCUGAACGUAGUCUUUGAUCUGUACACCUCUGGACAGAGCAAGAGAGAGUGGUCUUUCUUCAAGAUGUUCUCUCGGACCCUGACGGAAGCAUGUCCGCUAGCGUCCUCCAGUAAAAUAUACAUCGACGUCACAGACAACCCUCAGGAGGAGCAGUUUGAGCUGGUCCCAGCGACUCCCCUGCUGAGUCAGGCCGUGGUCCUGGGGGACAGACGGACCUUCUCUGUCUACGAUCUGACCCAACAAAUCACCUUUGGCACCGUGCGCUCGCUCAACGUGCUGAUCCGCUGGAAAUCUAAUGAAGGAGACAUGCUCCGGCCCUUGCUCCAUGCCGAGCGUUACGUGGCUGGAUACGGACUUCAGACCGGAGAGAUUCAUACUUUGAUGUACAACAACCACCCGUUCAGGUCCUUCCCGGUGCUCCUGAUGGAGUCGGUGCCCUGGUACCUGCGUCUCUACAUCCACACGCUCACUGUCACCAGCAAAGGCAAGGACAACAAGCCAAGUUACAUUCACUAUCAACCAUCUAAGGACCGUGUGCGGCCUCACCUGCUGGAGAUGUUGAUCCAGCUUCCUCCACACUCGUUUACUGAGGUUACAGUGCAGUUUGAGCGGGCUCUGCUUAAGUGGACCGAGUACACACCUGAUCCCAACCAUGGCUUCUAUGUUGGGUCUUCAAUUAUCAGUUCUCUUGUACCAAGCACUGUCGCCAUGGAUACGAACAUCACUCAAGAACGACCACUGUUCAGCAGCUUUUUUCCCUGUAAAGAGGAGUCCAGCUACUUUAUGCGAGUCUACACGGAGCCAUUGUUAGUUAACCUACCCACUCCUGACUUCAGCAUGCCCUAUAAUGUCAUCUGCCUGACGUGCACGGUCGUGGCCGUCGGCUAUGGCUCCCUUUACAACCUGCUGACCCGAAGCUUCCAGAUUGAAGAGCCCAACCCAGCACUGGCCAAGCGGAUCGCCAACUUCAUCCGCAAGCUAAGGGGUGUACCCCCGCUCUGAGGUUGGAUAAAAAUGCAUCCACUGGUGCGGAUGCUUUGCCUUUUUGGGAAAUCACUGGAAACUGGACAACGUUCAGGGAAAAACUGGGUCAAGCACUGAUAUGUUUUGAAAAUAGUCAUUUUAAAGGGUAAAAGACAGCUUUGCUCACCAUUAAUAUAUGAAGGAUGACUUGCUGGAUUUAAAAAAAAUGGACACGGUUCAUUGUGGAUAAUAAGAUUGUUGCAUUUAAUUGAGGCUUGUGAUGGUGGGGAUUGUUUUUGUGUUUUGGAUAACUUUUGUUUGGUAACUUUACUGCAACAUAAUGUAUAUAAAGGGGACCUAUUAUGAAAAACACUCCGGAGCUACUCACCGGUCCGGUGCUCCGGAGCUAAAUACUUAGCCCAUGCAAAGAUCAUACUUGUAAACAAAUAUAAAUAACAUAAAAGGAUAACGUCACUUACCGCUGCCUCGUGUGCAGUUGCCGGGUCCGUUCUGUUGGAACUGAUCGUUUUAUGAGGGUAAAUGUCGAUGCAAAACCUAAUUUUCACUGUCCCUCGUUGUUCAAACAGCCACACGAUAACCCGCUUCCAAACAAUGGCGGACGCUCCGGCCGGCAGAGUUAGUUGUGGGCGUGGUUUCAGCAUUGGAGGCCAAACCUCUGCGCCUAUCGUGACGUCACCAUAGGCACAGAUUCUGAACGGCUCGUAAAAGUCACAUGACACUGGAAGAUUCAGCCGGGCGGGGUGAACAGACCCUGCAGAAUUCGGUUGCUUUCCAUCUUCUCUGUGUUGGCAGGGUGAGGGGAGACCACUUUAUAUAUGUUAAAACAAGAAAAAACGUGUUUUUCAUAAUAGGUCCCCUUUAACUAUCACUGAACCAUACUGCUAUUGUGGGGAAACCGGUGAAAAUGAUCGCAUUCUGGUACUGGUUAGACCUUAAACUACACAAUUCAAAGUUUUGUAUAUUUGACUCCUACCAAGGGAAAUACAUGAAGUCAUGGUGACUUUGUCAGAAUGAUAUUAACUUAUUUAUGGACAAUUCUAAAUUCACAAACAGUCCAGAGAAAAUCCUUUACUAAUGAAUCCCUUUUUAUUAGCUGGCAUGUUUUCUGUCUUGUUUUAAGAUAUUGUAUGCAAAUGAUAUGAACACAUUUUUAUAUGGAAAAUAAUUGUUUUGUUUUUCUUUUCUUUACACAUGUUUAUAAAAACCCAUUUCCUAUAACUGAUUCAUUCUGUUGAGAGAUGUGAUCAGGGUUGUCCGAAUCCCAGCUGUCACCAGGUGAGAUGACAGAUUCAUCCUGACCAUUACAAUAUCAGUCAUACCUGCACGAAGAAAUACUACCAUUUGUAUAUUCAACCUUACUACAUGUACAUAUCCCCACUCAUUUUCACUUCCUGUAAAGUGUGCAUGUGAAUGUUUGAACUCUGAUGUUGUUUUCUCUUCUAACUUGCAUCUUUUCUCUUCACUACUAAGUGAAGAGACUAAGAGAGAUUGCAUCAUUCUGAGUUGUACCUGUGUUGUAAGAACUGGAUUAUAUCUGUGUCUGUUUGUUUCAAUAAACACAGAUAUCGCUGUCUUUGACCUGGCAGCAAAGUCUCACCUCUGCAGGUCUGCCAAAAAACAGAGGAACAGGCAGUUUUCAUCAGUCAAUUUUGUCAGUUCAUUGUUUUUUUCUUUUUUUCAUUGAAAUAAAAUAAAUGGCAGUUUAGCUGGAAAAAAAAAAAAACUGAUAUUGCUGAUAUUGAUAAGAAUGUCUUUCCAAAAAGGUUCCCUCCCCCUUUAAAGGAGCAUACUUUCAUCGGAGGCUUCAUUUCAAGAUAUGCGUGUUUGGGCUAUUUCACUCCACUAAUUUCUUUCACAUUCACUUCAUUACAUCAAUAAUUAUUCAUAGUUGCACUGAAGCAUAUUGUAACUGUGGCAGAAUGAAUUUGUUAUUUUGAGAUUGAUUUGAUAUUAAACUACACCAUGAUGUCUGGGUUUAUUUAGUAAAAUCAUUACUUUUGGUUUUCUGUUGUUUCUGACCUGUUUACCAUCUCCCCGCCAGGAGAGAUCAGAUAACAACACCGGGAGUCACAGUGACUUUGUCAGAACGACAUUUUGUUAAACAGAAUCAAGCUUCAGCCAUGACUGUUAAAUAUUGUUUCCAGAAACUUUUAUUAAAAAAAAUAAAUAAAUCA
Messenger RNA from Cololabis saira (Pacific saury), 4045 nucleotides. RefSeq names its product phosphatidylinositol glycan anchor biosynthesis, class T (gene pigt). The transcript has 11 exons. Gene Ontology annotation, biological process: attachment of GPI anchor to protein. Bases 12 to 1889 code for a protein of 625 amino acids. Gene Ontology annotation, cellular component: GPI-anchor transamidase complex. NCBI's taxonomy places the organism in Eukaryota, Metazoa, Chordata, Actinopteri, Beloniformes, Belonidae. The record is from RefSeq and is a predicted model, not a curated record.